GGCAUCUCUCUCUGGCUCGUUCCGCGGUCCUCACAAGCCGCGGACAUCGUGCUCCCAAUGCAUGCCAGGCCCUCUCUCGCUGGGCCCCCUCGCUCGCCCGCCUCGUUCCCGACCUUCCAUCCGCACGUCACACUCGCGUCGGGCCCCGACGCCAACGCCCUACGUGCCGCCAUACCGCAAGAGCAACAUGCGAUCCACGUGCGCUUUGCGUCGCUCGAGGUCGGCGAGAAGUACUUCAUGUCGGUGUACGUCGCCGUGCGGAGUGCGGCGGGCUCCCCGCUGGAGAACCUGCGCGAGCAUCUCAGGGCGGCGCUCGGCGAGAAGGCUGUCCCGCCCGUGGCCCACAUGUCGCUCCACUACAUCGACGACGCGGACGCGGGGGAACGCGCACGUACGGCGGAGGCGCUGCGGAGCGAGCUGUGGGUGAUGGAAAGUCGGGAGGACGAUGAGCAGUGUAUCCAGCUGGCUUGUGUGGACCCGCAGGCGGAGGACGCGCGGGAGCUGGUGAUUCUCGACGGCUUCGACGGGGAGGAGAUCUGGGUUGUCAAGUGCGAAGGACCCGUCGCUGAGUGGGAAGUCUUGGAGAAGAUCUCGCUCACGCUGUAG
Messenger RNA from Trametes versicolor FP-101664 SS1, 606 nucleotides. RefSeq lists its product as uncharacterized. Gene Ontology annotation, molecular function: 2',3'-cyclic-nucleotide 3'-phosphodiesterase activity. The record is from RefSeq and is a predicted model, not a curated record. Lineage: Eukaryota; Fungi; Basidiomycota; Agaricomycetes; Polyporales; Polyporaceae. Gene Ontology annotation, biological process: cyclic nucleotide metabolic process. The annotation marks the transcript as partial. The transcript has a single exon.